CUUGAGACUGAAGAUGGCUGCUCUGUACCAACAAUACAUGAUACAGUAGAACGUCACCGCAAGAGCCUAGAAGAUGUAGCUAAUUCCAGAGUUACUUGUUGGCGGAACAAACUUUUUGAAACUAUUAGAGGACGAGCUAAUCUGCAGCACAGAGCUGGAAUCGGUUUGUCACUCUUUAGCGAAGACGAUUGGUGUCAGAUUCACAAUGAGUUAUCCAACAUGGUGGCUGAAAAAAUAGACAAAUUUUAUAAACGGGAACAGUAUGUCUCCUUAGUCCUUAUCCCAGAGUUCGCCAUUCACCAUGCCAUGUCUAUGAAGGGCUUGAGUCACUCUGAGGCAGAACAGUAUUUAUUAUCACAGGAGUUUUAUGACGAAUUCCCUUUGCCAGGAGAUGAUGAAGAUCUGGCUGUUCUGAUGGACACGGCUGAUUCAAAAGCUGCAGCGUACUCUACAGAUGCUGAUAAAGAUGAACCUUCAAAUACACUGCAUACAACUGAUCAGAUUACAGAGAUCACGUUAG
Molecule: messenger RNA, 520 nt
Organism: Owenia fusiformis
Lineage: Eukaryota; Metazoa; Annelida; Polychaeta; Sabellida; Oweniidae
Source: the annotation of a GenBank genome assembly